Alexandromys fortis (reed vole) is the source of this 2581-nucleotide messenger RNA. RefSeq names its product thioredoxin domain containing 5 (gene Txndc5). The record is from RefSeq and is a predicted model, not a curated record. The transcript has 10 exons. Gene Ontology annotation, cellular component: endoplasmic reticulum. Gene Ontology annotation, molecular function: protein disulfide isomerase activity. Bases 2 to 1255 code for a protein of 417 amino acids. Gene Ontology annotation, biological process: protein folding. Lineage: Eukaryota; Metazoa; Chordata; Mammalia; Rodentia; Cricetidae.
GAUGCCCCCGCGCCCAGGACGCCUCCUCCCGCCGCUGGCCGGGCUGCCGGCCCUGGCCGCGCUCCUUCUGCUGCUAGGCUCGCGUAAGGGCGCCCGGGCCCAGGAACUGGCGGCGGACGGCGAAGCCGAGCAGGACCCGCACGCCAAGCACCUGUACACGGCCGACAUGUUCACGCACGGGAUCCAGAGCACCGCGCACUUCGUCAUGUUCUUCGCGCCCUGGUGUGGACACUGCCAGCGACUGCAGCCAACUUGGAAUGACCUGGGAGACAAGUACAACAGCAUGGAGGAUGCCAAGGUCUACGUGGCUAAAGUGGACUGCACGGCCAGCUCUGACGUGUGCUCCGCCCAGGGUGUGCGAGGAUACCCCACCCUGAAGUUUUUCAAGCCUGGCCAAGAAGCGGUGAAGUACCAGGGUCCUAGAGACUUCGAAACACUAGAAAACUGGAUGCUGCAGACGCUGAAUGAAGAGCCACCUACACCAGAGCCUGAAGCGGAACCUCCCAAAGCCCCUGAACUGAAGCAGGGGUUGUAUGAACUCUCGGCCAACAACUUUGCGCUGCAUGUUUCUCAAGGUGACCACUUUAUCAAGUUCUUCGCUCCGUGGUGUGGUCACUGCAAAGCUCUGGCUCCAACCUGGGAGCAGCUGGCUCUGGGCCUUGAACAUUCCGAAACUGUCAAGAUUGGCAAGGUUGACUGCACACAGCACUAUGGGCUCUGCUCAGAAAACCAGGUUCGAGGCUAUCCCACUCUGCUGUGGUUCCGAGAUGGCAAGAAGGUGGACCAGUACAAGGGGAAGCGGGACUUGGAGUCACUGAGAGACUAUGUGGAGUCACAACUGCAGGGUCCAGAGGUGGCCCCAGAGACCAUCGAGCCCUCAGAGGCCCCAGAGCUGGCUGCUGAACCCACAGCUGACAAGGGCACUGUGCUGGCACUCACCGAAAAGAACUUUGAAGACACCAUUGCACAGGGGAUAACCUUCAUCAAGUUCUAUGCUCCUUGGUGUGGGCACUGUAAGAAUCUGGCUCCUACCUGGGAGGAGCUCUCUAAAAAGGAAUUCCCUGGCUUGGCAGAUGUUACCAUUGCAGAAGUGGACUGCACUGCUGAACGGAAUAUCUGCAGCAAGUACUCGGUACGAGGCUAUCCCACAUUGCUGCUUUUCCGAGGAGGUGAAAAAGUGGGUGAGCACAACGGAGGUAGAGACCUUGAUUCUUUACACAGCUUUGUCCUGCGCCAGGCAAAGGAUGAACUCUAGAAACCCCCGGAAGUCGUGCAUCCUGGCUUCCUCACCUUGUGCAGAGGAGUGACAGCCGACAGACACCCGCGUUCCUGCUGGGGUUAGUCAGAAAGCUGCGUGUACUAAGCCUGUGUAGCGUCCCCAUGUGUGCUGCUUCAGCCACCACACACUACGGACCUUGGUUGUGUUUCUCUAAUCAUAGCUCAUGGUCCCCGGGCAAAUAUUUUCAGUGGCAAUCCGUCCUGUAACCUUCUCUUGACAAAAUUAAAUUGGCUUCCCUUGCAACAAAAAUAUAGUUAAGGAAAACCAAAUUGCUGACCCCUGUUGGCUCCUGAGGGAUGUGGCAGAAAUGCAUCAUCCAAAGCAGGUUUUUGAACUGCCUGAAUUCUGGAAAGGUGGCCUGUGGCACAUUGAUGUCCCUCUGAUCUGAAGGUCACAGUUGACUUUAUAAUAUGGUGGUCCAUAGUUUGUGGAGAUUUUAAAACAAAACAAAAAUCCACAGAAUUUUAGAAAUACCUUCAAAGCUAAGGUUGGGCUCCUGGCUGUCAGUACUUCUCUCAUUGAGAGAGGUAAGCCACGGCAGCCAUGUGAAUGGCACUUUGAUGUAGGUUCAAAGGAUCCUCUUGUCUGCUUGGCAUAGGUGGAAGGUGUAGCUAUCUUCUGCAGGAAGUGAGGGUGUGGGAGGGGCCACACAGUGGUCACCACCAUUCUAUUUGCCUCCUAGGGCAAAAGCACCCGAUGGGCUUUUCAGGCCCAGGGAGAUGCUGCAGCUUCUGUCUGGCCUUUCUAGCUACAGCUCUGAUCCUCUUCCCAAGCACUCCUCUCAGCAGCUUGCUCUCUGAUGUCCACCUUCACGGAGGCUGACCUUGUACUGUAUGAGCAGGAGGAUCCAUCUGACCUCCAGACCAAAGACUGCCCAAGGCUGGAUAUCACACUAGCUCCUUCUCAUUCUUGUCGUCCUGGAUGGUAGACAUUGCCGCUCUCACCUGUACAGAGAUGCAGCUAAGGCUCGUGGCGAGCCUCUGUCUUUCGCAUUGAGUUGCUUGUCCUCAGGAGCACUUUGUGCCCAGACCCUGCACCCACCUUCCGUGAGCAGGUGAACUCAGCACCUAGCACAGAAUGAAUUGUAAGGGGACUAGAAACAAGACCACAUCUACUUCCUCAUCAGCAACGGCACCCUGCCGGCCCCUUCCAGACAUUUAUUAUUAAUCAUGUGUGGUUCACAGCUGUCCUUGAGGCCCAGCUCACCGUGGCUUCAGCUUUGCAUCAUGAGUCUUGUAUUAAAAGAAAACUCAAGUGGUACAAUUGGUUUAUACUUUCUAAAUAAAUUUUUUUUAAAGAAAA